GGUAAAGCAUGUCACGAGGACCAGAAGUCUUUAUAUCAUGGCCUCCCCAUUCCGUUAUUACUGGCUAUCGCUAACUUGAAGGGAUCCACGCCUUAUAAUUUGCCUAAAAUUCAGGGCCGUCUGCCGUCUUAGUAUUUACAGGACUGGAAAAUUUUAUAUUAAUUGAAAUAUAAGGGUUCUCAUUAGCAGGUCGAGAUGUAUCAGGUAUACAGAAUUGAUUUCUGUCCGUAUUCCGCAAUUCCUAUUGCUCCUCUACGAAUCUCUACGAGUCAUAUUUAAAGAGGAAGGUCGCCAGUGCUGUCCUUCACAUAUUCAAAGAGCAGCUAGGUGUUCGAAGAGCUUUGAGAACUUAUUCAUUCAUUUACCAUGCGACCCUUUCCCCUUCUUGCUUUAGGAUCACUGGCUUCAGCAGCUGCUGUCGUCGAUGUCACGAACGGUGCGAAAGUUGAAGCUGAGACUGGUAUCCUCAAUGGAGUCACGAUUGGGGAUAACCCAGGAGGCUUCUCCGGUUCUGGAUUUGUCCAGGGAUUCGAUGCUGCAACAGAUAGCGUUACGAUUACCUUUCAGAGUGCCAAGCAGGCUUUGUACGAUGUGGUCAUUCAGUAUGCUUCUACCUCUGGCGAAAAGCAGACUACGAUGUCACUCAAUGAUUCGGGAGGGUCUGGAAUCGUACUUGCAGCAACAUCUGAAGAAAGUCCGUGGGCCAAUGCAACGGCUGGUCAAGUACUUUUGAACGCUGGUACCAACACGAUCACAUUCACCAGUAACUGGGGCUGGUAUUUUAUCGACGCCGUGUACAUUUCUCCUUCGGCUGCACCUGCAAAGCACCAAGUCACAAGCAAGUUGUCCACACCGAACCCUCUCCCUAUCACCCAAGCUUUGUUCAAUAAGCUUCUUUCCAAUUAUGGUAACGGUUCGAUCUUUUCUGGCCAAUCAGAGGCCGCUGAGAUCGCAUGGUUGGAAGAAAAUGUGGGAAAGACACCAGCGAUUAUUGGUCUGGACUUCAUGGAUUAUAGUCCAAGUCGUGUGGAGCAUGGCACAUCCAGUCACGAGGUUGAAGAUGGAAUUGCAUUCUCCAACAGAAAUGGAAUUGUCGCAUUUCAAUGGCAUUGGAAUGCCCCAUCGCAUCUCAUAGACAGCGCGGCCGAGCCAUGGUAUUCAGGCUUCUACACCGCUGCCACAACGUUCAAUCUGACGACCGUUCUUGCCAACCCGUCGAGUGAGGACUACGCCCUCCUGAUCAGGGAUUUGGACACUAUCGCGGCUCUACUCCUCCGCCUCCAAGCAGCCGACGUUCCCGUUCUCUGGCGGCCUCUUCACGAAGCCGAGGGUGGCUGGUUCUGGUGGGGCGCCCAGGGGCCGGAAGCCUGUGUGGCUCUCUACCGGCUCAUGUUUGACCGGUUCGUCAAUCACCACCAGCUACGCAACCUGAUCUGGGUCUGGAAUUCUGUAGCUACAGCCUGGUACCCCGGCGAUGACAUAGUUGAUAUUCUUGGCUACGACUCGUAUCCACCUGCUGGCGACCACGGCGCCGUAAGCGUUCAAUACCAGGCAUUGAUUGCUUUGGGCAAGGAUAAAAAGAUGGUUACGCUUCCUGAAGUGGGCAAUAUCCCCGAUCCUGAUCAACUAGAGCUAUAUCAUGCGGACUGGAGCUAUUUUGUGACAUGGAAUGGGGCGUACAUUAAUACGGACGAAUUUAACAGUCUCGACUUUAAGAAGAAAGUCUUUAACGAUCCUUCAGUUAUCAACCUUUCGGAUCUAGGUAACUGGAAGUCAAACUAGAGUUAUAUUUAAGCCUAUGUGUGUACGUGGCAUAAUAUAGAUGGUCCUUAUUCGGCUAUUGUUCAGGGUGAGUUGGGAGAGUAUCUUAUGUAUCAAUAGAAGUACGAAAGCUGGGGAUUGUAAACACCGGAGGUUUUGGAAAGAAAGGAUUGUUGAUACCAGCAUGUGAUGAAUUUGUAUAUAAGUAGUAGUAGGAGCAUUCAUGGUUUUCAUUGAUUCAUAUCUACGCCGUCUAGCAAAACCGUUAAAUUUGAUUAAGUUCUA
Messenger RNA from Botrytis cinerea B05.10, 2046 nucleotides. RefSeq lists its product as hypothetical. The record is from RefSeq and is a predicted model, not a curated record. The transcript is spliced from 4 exons. Gene Ontology annotation, molecular function: carbohydrate binding; mannan endo-1,4-beta-mannosidase activity. Gene Ontology annotation, biological process: substituted mannan metabolic process. NCBI's taxonomy places the organism in Eukaryota, Fungi, Ascomycota, Leotiomycetes, Helotiales, Sclerotiniaceae. Bases 367 to 1782 code for a protein of 471 amino acids.